CUUUAAAUGACUUAGCCAUGUAAGUGUGUCUGGCUGAAUAGAAAGAUGAAGCUCUAGAUCCUUGACUUCUCUGAGUAUAACCACAUUUGACGUGCUCCAAACGGGACUACCUGAGGAAAAACACAAAGAAAGGCAGUGAACAGACCUUCAAAAUGUUGGUGACAAUGCUAACAGCUAUGUAUAUGAUGGUGAGAGUGGCUGAACAGCUGGGUGUUCGGUGGGUACGUCAACAGCAACCUCUUCCGUAUGUGGUGUCUCAGCCGCUGCCAUGGCAGGUCCACUAUGUCUCCCACAGUCGGAAAGGAAGUCGUUCAGAGGAGUUUGAGGGCCAGAGAAGGAACAGCAUAGGAGUUUACAGAAAGAACUCUUCUUCCAGUAAUGGACACACCAAAACUUCUGCUGACAAGGCAGCGGCUACAAUUCAGAACCAGUACAGGAAGUACCAUCAAAAGAAGCAGAAAGACCACAAAUGAAAGCUAAACUGUUAGCUUUUGAGUGUCCAUUCCAUUCUGAUCAAACCCAGUAUUCUCGUCUCUGAACCCUAUAACCCCAACAACUGUCCACAUGCAAACCUGGCAUCCAUCAUUGCUAAAGGACAACACCUGUGAGCGGCACAGUCACAUGUUCUGAUUUACAGAUAGCUGACACCUGCAUGAAAACACAUGUUGACACAAUGACAAACAUUUCAGACCAUUUGCUGAUAACGGACGCCACAAACUUCAGACACAAAAACACUCAGAUCUGUAUGAUUAAUGAGGACGAUACAGUAUGUACACAAAACAUGCAGACUACAUACAAAAUAAAAUAUAGCAAAAUAUAUACACAUUUUAUUUUCUCAAUGCCUCAAUUUCGCAAUGAGUUUUUGUCAGAUCUAACAUAAUUCCGAGGACAACUGUGUCCUCAAAAUAUAGUAUAUUUCUUUUAGAUUAAUCCAAAUUGUGUAACAAUAUAUAUACUCUUAUUGUAACAUUUACAUACUACUGUGGGUAUGUGCCUAGGUGAGGAAGUGCAAUGUGAAAAAUACAUAUGUCAUUUGAAAGCCUGCAGAGAGCAGUGUGUAUUUUUCAACUGAUAAUGUAUGAGUGAUUUUUAUACACUCACUGCCAUGGCAACGUACAAUCACAUUCAAUAAAGAUUUUAUUUAAGUCCCAUGUU
Cyprinus carpio (common carp) is the source of this 1155-nucleotide messenger RNA. RefSeq lists its product as uncharacterized. The record is from RefSeq and is a predicted model, not a curated record. Lineage: Eukaryota; Metazoa; Chordata; Actinopteri; Cypriniformes; Cyprinidae.